Molecule: messenger RNA, 2169 nt
Organism: Ilex paraguariensis (yerba mate)
Lineage: Eukaryota; Viridiplantae; Streptophyta; Magnoliopsida; Aquifoliales; Aquifoliaceae
Source: the annotation of a GenBank genome assembly
AUGGAUAAAAACCUUUUUCUCAAUGCUGGAAAUCCACCAUUGCAACACUUUGAGCCCUCAAUGCCCACAUGGCAAUCCCUAUCUUCAGCUGUGGAGCUAAAUUGCUCUUCUGAUCAAUCUUCGGACUGUUUUCUUAAUCCCCCCUAUUGGGACAAGUCUAGUGAUCAAUACACCCAUUUCGAGUCAGCCCUGAGCUCAAUGGUCACAUCCCCUGCUGUUUCCAAUUCAGCCAUGUCCAAUGAAAGCUUUGUAAUCCGUGAAUUGAUCGGAAAAUUGGGCACCAUUUGUAACUCCCGUGAGAUCUCACCUCCUUUAAUGGCUGCCACAACGACGGGGACUCCUUACAUAGGUGGUGGAAAUAACAGUACUAACACUUCGUGUUAUAGUACUCCUGUGAAUUCUCCACCUAAGUUACGUAUGGCAAUUAUGGAUCAAUUAGUGAAAGAAAAUUUGCCCAAUUUGAGAAAUUCAAUGCCUUUGAAUCCUGCUUUGCCAGUGGUCUCGGCUGAUCCCGGGUUUGCCGAGAGGGCUGCAAAGUUUUCUUGCUUCGGAAGUCGUAGUUUCAAUGGUCCAAAAAGUCAAUUUGGGCUAAACAAUACUGAAUUACAAUAUAGAUCUAGUGCUCCAUCGUUGGGAAGUGGAAUGUUACCCAGAGUUUUUAGUAGUCCUUCCCUUAAGGCCGCCGAAUCUCCAAUGGAAAACAAGCACUCUGCCCAAACCCAGAUGGGAAUGAGGUCUGACAAUGGCUUUGGUUCGGUUUCUGAUAAGAAAUUGAGUAAAUUAUCAGGGUCAGCUGCAAAUUCAAAUGAGGAAUCCUCUGUUUCUGAACAAAUCCCUAGUGGGGAAACCGGCUCAAAAACUCCAAAUGAAAUGAAUUCAAGGAAAAGAAAAGCGGUUUCUAGGGGAAAAUCGAAGGAAGAUGUACCAAUUCAGUCUGCCACGAAGAUAGCAGAAGCUGAUGAUGAUACAAAUGCAAAGAGACCUAAGCCGACAGAAGAAAAUGGAAACGAAUUUGGCGGAGUCAAAACAGAGGAGGAAACAAAGGGAAGUACUAAUGACGAAGGAAAUGAAAGUCAGAAACUAGCCAGGGCCAAUACAAAGCCUCCGGAGCCCCUAAAAGACUACAUUCAUGUCAGAGCAAGAAGGGGUCAAGCUACUGACAGUCAUAGUUUAGCUGAAAGAGUCCGGCGAGAAAAGAUCAGCGAACGGAUGAAGCUUCUCCAAGAUCUUGUACCAGGUUGCAAUAAGGUGACUGGAAAAGCACUUAUGCUCGAUGAAAUUAUAAACUAUGUACAGUCGUUGCAACGCCAAGUGGAGUUCCUCUCUAUGAAAUUAUCUACUGUAAAUCCAAGCCUGGAAUUUAACAUGGAUGGUCUCCUUUCAAAGGAGAUAUUCCAACCCAAUGGCUCUUUGCCACAUCCAGUACACCCAUUAGAUCCCUCUGCACCAGCUUUCUAUGGACACCAGCCACAGCAAAGCCCACAACAGAAAAACAUUUCCGCUGGACCAGCAAGCCAAUGCUCAGCAGACAAAUUAGAUGCAACAUUCUGCCGCAACUUUGGGAUGCAAUUACCUCCAGUUGAAGGAUUCAGCGAAGGUGUUUCUCAGUUCCCAACAUUCUGUGAGGAUGACCUACAGAGCAUUGUUCAAAUGGGUUUAGGCCAAAGCCCUAACCAAGCUACUGAAUUUCGGUUACAAAGUUUCCCUGGUAAGAGGGCAAAAUUAGAGUAAACUUCAAAGCACCAUGAUUUAUUCUAAUCUACUAGUUGCUUAUAGUUGGUAUUCUUCUAAUGCAGUCCAAAAUCAAACAUCCUGCAUGAAAAUUGAGCUUUGAUCACAUCUCCUUUGUCCUCAAUUCAAGGCCCAAAGAGAUAAAGAGGCUGCUGUAUAUACAAAAAAGAGAUUUUUUAGUUCUGAUUGGCGCACAAUUUCUAAUUCAUCUUCAGGUCUAUUGCAGAGAAUGUCUUUCCUCUAAGUUUUAUCUUAUUUUAUGUUUUUGUAAUUGAUUUGUCUUCUAAUUUUUUUUCGGGUUGAAGUAUUCGAUGUAUAAUCCUAGAAGCAAUAGUGUUUUUUGGUGCAAAGUAACAGCACCACAUUUAAUCUAAAUGUAAGAUAUAUUUCUAAGCAAAGUAAUGAGGAGUGGAGAUCUUCCACCAGCUUUUAUUUUCC